Acanthosepion pharaonis is the source of this 660-nucleotide messenger RNA. NCBI's taxonomy places the organism in Eukaryota, Metazoa, Mollusca, Cephalopoda, Sepiida, Sepiidae. The record is from the annotation of a GenBank genome assembly.
AUGAAAGGAAAAAAUAAAGAAAAGAAAAAGAAAAAGAAAAUCUCUCUCUCUCUUUCAGAACAAAAAUUCCUUCUCUCUCUUCUUUCUCCUUCCUACCCUUCAAUACAUUCCCCCCUUAAAUCUCAAGAAACCUUUCUAUCGGUCGAUCUUUUUAGCUCUCAGUCAGAUUCUCUUUCUAUUUACAUGAAAGGAAAAUAUCCAGAAAAAUCUCUUCUCUCUUUUAUAACUCUCUUCUCUCUUCUUUCUCCUUUCCUUCAAGAAAGACAGAAAGAAAAUUAUCUCAUGAAAGGAAAAUCAAAAAAAGAAAGCUCUCAGUCAGAUUCUCUUUCUAUUUACAUGAAAAAUAAAAAAAAGAAAAUCUCUCUCUCUCUCUCUUUCAGGAAAAUUCUUCUUUCUCCCUUCCCUAAAUACAAUUAUCUCCUUAAAACCUUUCUAAGAAAUCUUUUGGCUCUCAGUCAGAAAGACAGAAAGAAAAAUAUCUCUCUCUCUCUCUCUCUCUCUCUCUCUCUCUUUCAAAACGUCCAUUCCUUCUCUCUCUUCUUUCUCCUUCCUAAAAAGAAGAAAGACAGAAAAGAAAAUUAUUAUCUCUUUUCUAAAAGAAAGAAAAGAAAGAAAAAAAAAAUUAUUACCUCUCUCUCUCUCUCUCUCUCUCUCUUUUAA